UAUCUAAUUAUUGAAGGGAAAAAAAAAAAAAAACACUUCAAUUCCCAUUCUCUCUCCUCGAUUUCUCACUUGAUGUGGGUUGCCACCGUUCUCCACCGACCGGUCGUCCCGGUUCCCCUAUUCUUCACCUCUCAUCUAAGCCCCAAAGUACUCCUUAAACCCAAAACCUUUCGUUUUGGUUUCCUCUUGCCGUCACUAAAGUUGAAAGCUUCUGCGACUAAGAAGCAGUUGCAGACUCAGGAGCCAGAUAAUGAAGAUUUACAUAAUCAAGAAAAAAGCGAUGAUCAAAUCUUUGAUUUGGGAUGGCUUCCUACUUUCCCUCACGUUUUGGUUGCUUCAAUGUCCAAUUUCCUUUUCGGCUAUCACAUAGGAGUAAUGAAUGGUCCAAUCGUUUCAAUUGCAAGAGAACUUGGUUUCGAAGGAGAUCCAAUUCUUGAGGGGCUUGUGGUAAGCAUAUUCAUUGCUGGAGCUUUCAUUGGAAGCCUGAGUUCUGGUUCACUGGUGGACAAACUAGGCUGUCGCCGGACCUUUCAGAUUGACACGAUACCAUUGAUACUUGGUGCAAUUGUGAGUGCACAAGCGCAUUCCUUAAAUGAAAUACUGCUGGGAAGAUUUCUUGUUGGCCUUGGUAUUGGUGUGAACACAGUUCUUGUUCCAAUUUAUAUUUCAGAGGUUGCCCCAACAAAAUACAGGGGUUCGUUGGGCACUUUGUCCCAUAUUGGCACCUGCCUUGGAAUUAUUUUCUCAUUGUGUCUUGGAAUACCAGCAGAACAUGAUCCACAUUGGUGGAGGACAAUGUUCUAUAUAGCAAGUAUGCCUGGUUUUCUUCUAGCUCUUGGUAUGCAAUUUACUGUUGAGAGCCCCCGCUGGUUAUGCAGAGUAGGGGACAUGAAAGAUGCGCAGACAAUUAUCCGUAAUCUUUGGGGAGACUCAGAAGUUGACAAAGCUAUUGAGGAAUUCCAGUCAAACAUCAGCAAUGAUGGGACUGAUGUGAACAGCAGAUGGAUGCAGCUUCUGGAAGAGCCACAUUCUCGAGUUGCUUUCAUUGGAGGAGCCCUUUUUGUUCUUCAACAGUUUGCUGGAAUAAACGGAGUUCUUUAUUUUUCAUCAUUGACAUUUCAAGAUGUUGGAAUUGCUAGUGGUGCUUUGGCAAGUUUAUUUGUUGGACUUACAAAUUUUGCAGGUGCACUCUGCGCAUCGUACCUUAUGGAUACACAAGGAAGGAGAAGGCUUCUCAUUGGAAGUUAUCUGGGAAUGGCAGUUUCAAUGUUUCUUAUUGUUUUUGCUAUCAAUUACCCAUUGGAGGAAGAUUUCAGUAACAACUUAUCCAUUCUAGGGACGCUCAUGUACAUAUUCACCUUUGCAAUUGGAGCAGGCCCAGUAACUGGUCUCAUAAUUCCAGAACUCAGUAGCAGCAACACACGUGGAAAGAUAAUGAGUUUUAGCUUCUCUGUUCAUUGGGUUUGUAAUUUCUUGGUGGGGCUACUGUUCCUUGACUUAGUGGAAAUAUUUGGAGUUGCUUCAGUUUAUGCUGGUUUCGGCAGUGUGUCGGUGUUGUCAGCAAUUUUUGCGUAUUACUUUCUGGUUGAAACGAAAGGCCGGUCUCUGGAAGAGAUUGAAAUGUCACUCAACUCUAACAUGAGAGGUGGAGGAAGGUGAAUGAUUUCUAUUUCACGCAGAUGCGGUGUAAAGGGUGAAGUUGAGCAUGCAGUUUCUAUUUAUUACUAUUAUUAGCACUGUCACACUGCAUUCAUACUUGCUCCGGAAAUUCCCCCCAACACCAUAAUGUUAUAGCAAAACCGAAUAUCCCUUCGUCCUCCAUCUCCCAAGUAGGGGAAUGGCAUUUGUACCAAAUUGCUCAUAUAUCAAAUUUACAAUAAACUUCUUUUCCCCUUUUAACUAGAAUAACCGUUAAGUCGGAUGCAUUGGUUAAAAGGCUGGCUGGACCGGUGGAAUCCAAAUUUAUUUGACUAUGUAUUACGGUUUUGUACUUAUAUUGGAUUGGUUGGAUAAUAUUAUAGUUUUGAAAUUUGAAUUAAUCAAAUAGAAAUUAAAAUUA
Messenger RNA from Gossypium raimondii (Peruvian cotton), 2059 nucleotides. Its product is annotated as probable plastidic glucose transporter 1. Gene Ontology annotation, biological process: monosaccharide transmembrane transport. Gene Ontology annotation, cellular component: membrane. The record is from RefSeq and is a predicted model, not a curated record. The transcript is spliced from 12 exons. Gene Ontology annotation, molecular function: hexose transmembrane transporter activity. NCBI's taxonomy places the organism in Eukaryota, Viridiplantae, Streptophyta, Magnoliopsida, Malvales, Malvaceae. Bases 73 to 1659 code for a protein of 528 amino acids.